AGCCAUACCGCGUAUCUCAUUUGUCUUAGAGACCGCUUUUUAUAAUUUGAUAUUUACAUACUAAAUUCAACAGCAAUUUUGUCGAUUUCAAACUCAAUUUUAAGUUCAAGUUUUAAACGGUUUGUUUGCAGUUUAGUUCCUUUCGAAACUACAUAUAUCUCUCUGAAUCAUUUAAGACUUAUUGUCGAAAGAUUUUACUCAGAUUAAUUUUUGAGAUCUUUUAAGUUCUUGCUAGUAUUUUUAAAUGAAUAAUCAGUGCGAAUUAAUCAGUUUUUAAUUCUAGCCUAGUCUAACUUUGACUUUAAAUUUUCAAUUCUCGUGAUUAAUAUAAAUUCUUGCUUUUACAUGUUGAAGCUUGCAAGUUGCUUGAAAUGGCGCUUACGAAAUGUUCUUUUUUGCGUUUUAUAAAAAAUAAAAUAUUUUCCAGAUGGCCUCCUCUGGAAGACGUCGUCAACGAUCGAGUGGCAGUGGUAUAGAGGAUAGUUCUGUUUCCACUUUUGAUGGUUUACGAAUGCCUAAAGCUAAUCCUGUUAAACAACAACAGCGUCAGCAAACUAUUCCAAAAACUAAGGGUUCUCCAGCCGCUAUCAAUCGUAAAACAAAUGUGAAUGAUUCAGAAACAAGUGAAGAAAACCAUUUAAAUGAUAGAUUACGUCAAGUUCGGCAAUAUAUAAGGCAAACUUCAGCCAUGCUUGAUACAAUGAAGUCAGCGAGCGUUAACGAGGAUGACGAUAGGGUUCAGCAGUUAGAAGAAAUGCUACAAAGAUUAAAAGAGCAAGAAAAGAGAUACACUCAAAUACUUCUUGUUUCCGACACUCCAAGUGAGCAACGGUCUGAAGCCGAUGUCGAAGGAUUUUCAGGUCUGCUAGGAAGACAAAAUGAUUCGGACGCUCAUGAAAAUGGUGUAGAGAAUGGAAAUGACGUUGAUGAGGUAACAGCUCUUAGAGAACAAAACGAUCUUUUGAGACAAGUUCUUCAUAGAAGAGAACAAUUAAGAGCUCUUCAAGGACGUCAGGCUGCUCUUUUGGCACUUCGUAGAGAACUUGGUGCAGAAGAUAGUAUGAAUAUUGAUGCGCAAUCUUCCGAUGGCACAUCAUUAUCAGAUAAUGAGAAUGUUUCUCCUGCUAAUAAUGCUGCGACGCCUAAUAGUUCUACUGGUACUGCUGCUCGCUUAAAUUAUGUUAGAAAUGUUGGUGAAAGUAAAAGUGAUCUCGAGAAAAGAUUACAUGAAUUGCAGAACAAAAAGGAUCAUAUGGAUAUGCUUUUAUCUGAACUUCAAGCUUUGAAAGCAUCGGCAGAAAUGGAAUCUUCCGAAAGAAUUAAGAAUUCGGACAGAAAUCAUUCAAGACAAACUCAAGCUCAAUCUCCGCAAGCAUCUAAUCAGGAGCAGAGUAAUAAUCAACAUGAAAUUCGAAGUAAAAUGAAAAAAUUAGAGGAGGUUAAAAUGAAAUUGUCAGAACUUAAAGAAUUGGUACAUCAUUACCAAGCAGAAGGAGACGAGAGUUUGGCAACUAGCACAAGCGAAACAGCCUCUAACGGAGCUCAAUUGGAACGUCUCAGAGAGGCUGAAGCGAAAUUGCAACAAUUAAGAAUGGCUGUUGAAAAGGUGGAAGAGGAUGGAGCAGUAGCAGCGCCUCAGACAUUUUCAAAUGAUGAAGAUGAAAGUGAGGGUGAGGAAGAGACAGCCGAGGGUAAUGAAGGUGACGAAGGUACUGCGGAAAAACUGCAGGAUCUUUUGCAAAAACAGCAUCGAUUAAUGGCACUAGAAGGACAAUUACUAGCUCUUAAUGAUUAUUUGGGUCAAAAUGAGAGAGAAGAUCAAGACACCAACGAACCUCCCCCUCCUGCUCCAACUAGCGUCACUUUCUUGGAGCCAUUACCAACAGCAAGUAACGAUGAAGUUUAUGGUCGAAUGAGACAGCAAAGAAUCCUUAGGGAACAAUUACGCGACCAAAAGAAAGUUUUUGAAGUAAUGGUUAGUAAACCAAAACGAAUGACUGAUUCGAGAAACACAAGAGUUGCUCCAGUAGCAAACGACCCUGAAGUUGCCAGUGCAGCUGCAAAUUCUGUUCAGAGUGCAACUGUUGCCACAUGGGGUGGGUCUGAGAACUCAGCCAGAAGAACUGCCGCCAGUACAGGAUCAACACAUUCCGAUGAUACAUUUGUGAUUGACGGUAAGAAAAAUUUAUGGUAUUUUUUAGAUAAACUCUUUUAUAUUCCAGCAGCAGCUUCAGCUCCACCACGUCCCCCACCACCGAUAAACAGACAAUCUAACAAGGAUAUAGAAGAGCUAAAGAAAAGAGUUGAUACACUGACAGAAAAUGUAAAGCUUCUUCAAAAAAAUAGUGGUAGAACAUCUAAUGAAAAUGCUACCGCUACCCUACAACAACAACACGUACUGUUAGCAAUGCAACAUUGUUUAGCUCAAUUAUCUCAGCAGCAGCGUGACGUUACAAAAUCCCAACGACAAUUAACAAAACUGAUGACGAAAGAACCACAAACGGAAAAGCACAUCUCUCAAAGUAGAGUUCUUAACGGUGGAGGUGACAAUGCUCUUCACGACACAAUAUAUUCUGAAGUAGCAACUUUAAUCUCAUUUAAUGAAAAUCGUCCUCACUUUUUACUUGAUGCUAUACGCUUGUUACAAAAAUUAAAUACGGAUUUCCUUCGUCAGAGAGCUUUAUACUCCUUAAGAGAUGUAAUUAAAGACUACGUUAACUUGACAACUAAACCAGAUGGAACAGAGAGUGAUCGAAAUCCAACACCACUAUUCGGUCACGAAUUUACUGUUAAUAAUAAUGCCAUGAGAGAUGAUUCGAUUCGACGAGCUAACGAUUAUAGAAUUGUUAAAACUGCCGGAUUUGAUACAACUGCAUUAGAUACACAGGUAAAAAAUAUAAUGCAAGAAGUAAUGGGUGCUAUCCGAGCUCAUGCAUACGAUAUAUGCUCGUCAGAAAUGCUUUAUUAUUUGGUUCAAGUCAUUUUACAUUCGGCAAGAAAGUACAGUCCGUCGGAAGCCUACUCAAGAACUCUUGAAAAGCAACUUGGGAGAGUUCUUCGAGACUCCCUAGAAAGCUAUAAUAAUAAACCUGUUCAAGAAUGUAAGGAAGAGUUACUGGUUGACAUCAGUGAACUAUUGUUCAAUGAGUUGGCAUUUGCUAGGCUCUUGCAUGGUAUUGAUGAAUCCAAAAGUCGUCAAGCCACAUCAGUGGAUGGAAUCGAAGAUGAUGAAGAGAGUAUUGCAAGAGAAAGCACUGUUGACCAAGAAAAACAAGACAGCGAAGCAGAAGCUUUAGAGCGCAAAAGGGAUGAUGAAAUGGCUGAGUUAAUGGGAGCUGACUCAAGUUCUAACGAUGGGGAUGAUGACAAGAGUGAGCAGAAAAAGGAAGUUGAGCUGUCAUAUGCUGAAAGAAAGCCUGUAACUUUAUGCAGCGAUGAAGAUGAAGCUGAAGGAGCUGACGAAACUGUUGAAAUUUCAGAGGAUAAUGACACAGCUGUAAGAAGGCAGCAGGGAGAGGAGGAGGAAGAGGAGGCGAAGGCGAAGGUAGAUGAGGAAGAAACCUUAGUAAAGAAACCAGAUGUUUCGAAUAUCAAUGGGAAUUUGCCGCAUCAAGAUUCCCUCCAGCUAGCUGGUGAUAACGAUUGCCUGCAGAAGUCCGAAGAAGUUGUAAACUGA
Messenger RNA from Dimorphilus gyrociliatus, 3676 nucleotides. NCBI's taxonomy places the organism in Eukaryota, Metazoa, Annelida, Polychaeta, Dinophilidae. The record is from the annotation of a GenBank genome assembly.